AUGGCUGUUGAAGCGGGGGGAUUUGAGGCAUUAACAUUUGACAAACGAAAUGCACAGAAUCACAUUGAGAAGGCUAGAAGAUUGAGGCUUGGAGUAGAAGAUGCUGAAUCAGUUGCGUUUUAUUUUCAUAGGAUACAACAACAAAAUUCGAACUUCUACUCUGAAAUGAACUUUGAUAGAGAAGGAAGCUUGCGAAACUUAUUUUGGGCAGCUACAAGGAGUAGGGUAGCUUAUAAAUCAUUUAGGGAUGUUGCCACAUUUGACACAACCUAUCUGACAAACAAAUAUGACAUGCCGUUUGCUCUGUUUGUAGGAGUUAAUCACCAUGGGCAGUCAAUUUUGUUUGGUUGUGGGUUGUUAUGUAAUGAGAACAUUGAGACAUUUGUAUGGCUAUUCAGAGCUUGGUUAAGUUAUAUGUCAGACACUCCUCCGAAUGCUAUAAUAACUGACCAGUGCAAAGCUAUGCAAAAUGCCAUAUAUAUUGUCUUCUCACAGGCUCGACAUCGUUGGUGUUUAUGGCAUAUAAUGAAGAAAAUUCUGAAAAAAUUGAGAGCCUAUUUGCAAUAUGAAUCCAUAAAGUUUGCUUUGCAAAAGGCAGUUUAUGAAUCUUUCACAAAAAAUGAAUUUGAUGAGGAAUGGCAAGCAAUGAUUGCAAAGUUUAGUCUACAUGAUAACGAUUGGUUGGGGACACGAGGUAGCCCAAUGCAAAUGGUGGAUAAUAUUGGAAGCGGAUCUCUUAGUCAUUCAGGAAUUGUGACCAAUACAAGUAGUCAAAGUGGACCAAUUGCUUCAAAAUUUGUUGAGUUGAAUAUAGAUGUGGAUCUAAAUGCCCCUUUAUAUUUCUAG
This is a messenger RNA of Camellia sinensis, 846 nucleotides long. The record is from RefSeq and is a predicted model, not a curated record. Lineage: Eukaryota; Viridiplantae; Streptophyta; Magnoliopsida; Ericales; Theaceae.